CUUUUUUGAACGAUCAUGUCGGGUUACGGAGCACCUUCAGUGGCCAUGGCGCCCUUUUUGAACGAAAGAAAAGCAAUCGAAGAUUUGACGAGUCUUCUUAAGCAUAUUGACGACAAAGGAGAGCUUAAAGAUCUUCUGGAGAAUGAAAGUCAGCUCAAUGAACUAAUCGCAGAUAAUGAGGAGAUGCACUUUCAAGCCAAUAUUCACCGGACACAACCUUAGCAUUGUUGCAAACUUCUGCAGCACAAGCAGAGGAAGAAGCUGAGAAAAUUGCUGAUAAAUUCCUAGAUGGUGAAAUCAAUGUUGAGGACUUCAUUCAGUCAUUUCAAAGUCAGAAGACUAUUCACAGCUUACGAAAAAUUAAAUCUGAAAAGUUGACUGAGGUAUUAAGAAGUAGGAUGUCUUCCCAAUAUUCCUAUAGGCUUUAAUUAUUCAUACUCUUAAACAAGAAGAAAAAUACAUGUGUUAAAAAAAAAAAAGGCUUAUCGUCUUUUCUCUUCAAAAUAAAACAAAGCUCUGUGGAUAUGGUUAAACUCUUUUGUUGGGGCCAGCCCCAAUGAGGAUUAAGAACAAAACUUGACUGGGGUUUCUGUGUUCAAAAAGGCAUGAUUUAGAGUUGAUGGAGAAGGAUGAAAUACCUUACAUUUUUCAACCUUUCAUUGGCAAAAUGAAAGUUUGUACUCAUGUGAAAUCAUUAAUUUAUGCAUAGCUUAUAUUAAUGUAAUAGAGCAGUUGUUUGGGGGAUAAUGCUAUGUUAACUAUUUUACUCCCAGAUUUCAUUAGUGAUGCUCCAUACUGUCUGCCAUACAAUUCUUACGAUGUUGGUGUGAAGAAUUUUGUAUUGGAUUGACUAAUAAUCCCCUAAUUGAUAUUUUUGCUUAUUCUCAUCACUUGUCUGCUUGAUGUUGCAUGGAUAUUGUAAAGACAAGUUCUGUUUUGGUUGCUCAUGGGAGCUAAAGGGUUAUGUGUAUAUUGCCUGUCUGAGCCUGACUCAGAUUAAAGUGAUGUCAACUGGGAGUUAGGCCCAGAUUGACAAUCUUCACCUUGGACAAAGUCAUAGGUAAAAUUUAAUAAAGUUAGUGUGUAACAGGCUGGGAAUAAUGCUUACAUGUUUAUUGUAUAAUGUGAUCUGUAGCAGCUAUGGUGAUCACAUAGCUUGGAAUUGGUUGUAUUACUUUAAUUCACUUUAGCACAGCUAAGUUCGAAGUAAAGUUCAAAGUUAAUUUUUAGGUUUUCUAAUGGUAAUUAUCAGUACAAUAUGACUGUGGUAUGUAUAUGGUUUGAGACCAAGAGACAGUUAGACAGGUGUCAGAAAGUUUUCCCAAAAGCUUAAAAGUUGUGCAAAAGAGCUGGCUCUUUUGUAUAAUGUUAGUCCUUCAAAUUUUUGCGCAACCUUCAGGCACUGAUUUUUGAUAUGUCUUCCAUAGUUUCCUGUAACCCAUUAAAACUUAGAAUAAAGAAAAAGUGUUUCCUUCUUCACUUA
This is a messenger RNA of Pocillopora damicornis (cauliflower coral), 1483 nucleotides long. Its product is annotated as vacuolar protein sorting-associated protein 37B. Gene Ontology annotation, biological process: protein targeting to membrane; protein targeting to vacuole; ubiquitin-dependent protein catabolic process via the multivesicular body sorting pathway. Gene Ontology annotation, cellular component: ESCRT I complex. The record is from RefSeq and is a predicted model, not a curated record. Lineage: Eukaryota; Metazoa; Cnidaria; Anthozoa; Scleractinia; Pocilloporidae.